Messenger RNA from Uranotaenia lowii, 1155 nucleotides. RefSeq lists its product as uncharacterized. The transcript has 4 exons. NCBI's taxonomy places the organism in Eukaryota, Metazoa, Arthropoda, Insecta, Diptera, Culicidae. The record is from RefSeq and is a predicted model, not a curated record. Bases 162 to 809 code for a protein of 215 amino acids.
CUGUAGUUUUUUUCCCCCUUGAAUCGCCGGGUGAUGAAAGAUUCAGAACGAUUGGUGUGUCCGAGGUUCGGAUCGAACUGCCGUUAGGGAUCAGUGCACUUUUGUACAGCCAACAGAUGCGUCCGAACUCACUCGAUCUGGCGCCAGUAUGAAAGUCCGCGAUGUGGUUGAAACCUGGAAGUAACGUGCUUUUGAUGGUGCUAGUUCAAAUUUGGCUUUCGAUUUCCGGUGUGGAUGGUUCUUCGAUCAACAGCAAUAGUACAGGUCGCGUUCUGAGCCGGGAGAAAAGAAUUGUUUACACAUUUAACAGUGCCACUGGAAUUCUUGUAGCUCUAUCGAUUCCGUUGAUCGUGCCGGAUCGGAACAUCUUUAUGUCGUACAAUUUCGAGAUGAACUACAACAUGCCGACGACGGCCACCGACUACAGCCAGGGACCGUUGAAGCGGGUCGACCAGAUGGAACUGUACACCGAUGCCGGGGCUAGUUUGAUGCGUAGAAGUAUUGCCGGCAGCAGUUUUACCCGGAAGAAGGCCUACCGGACGUUGGAGAUCAAUUUGCACAAAGGUGGCUUCAAUGGAAAACGAUGUGUCCUCAGAGCCAUUUGUGAGGCAUCGGAGGCUCCUCUAUUCGAGGGCAACGGAAUAAUAGGAGAUUUAUUACAAAUUUUGCUCACACCCUCAUACUCGGAGGAUGAAAGUUUACCUCGGGAGUUCUACCGUGCGGAGAAAGCUGGCCUGCAGCAUAACUGCACUCGAUAUCGAAGGCACUGUCCUCAGAGCGUACUGGAUGUGAUAAGUGUUCUCGGGUGAGAAGUGGUUGUACAAAUAUCAGUUAAAGAAAACAAGGUGCUAGAGAAGUGUAAACUAAGCAACAACAACAAAAAAACCGAGGGUUCUCAACUUUCUAACAGUAGAAAAUAUUUAUUUCACUUUUUGUUGCUCGCUCAUAUGGUAAUAAAUACGAUGUUGGAUGUUAUUUUUCUAUAAAUAUUUGGUAUCUUAUAUCAAGGAUAUCUGCGAAAAAAUCUCUUGAAAAUGUGAAACGAAUUGCUGUAUAAAUUAUGUUAUCACCAUGUUUAAGUUUUUUUUAGAUUGUUUCUUCACUGUCCAGGACCAAAUCCAUUUCAAAUACUGUAGGGCUAUAAAUACUUUUUUC